Messenger RNA from Penicillium antarcticum, 1938 nucleotides. RefSeq names its product putative phosphoinositide-specific phospholipase C. Gene Ontology annotation, molecular function: phosphatidylinositol-4,5-bisphosphate phospholipase C activity. Gene Ontology annotation, biological process: lipid metabolic process; phosphatidylinositol-mediated signaling. The transcript has 5 exons. The record is from RefSeq and is a predicted model, not a curated record. Bases 1 to 1938 code for a protein of 645 amino acids. NCBI's taxonomy places the organism in Eukaryota, Fungi, Ascomycota, Eurotiomycetes, Eurotiales, Aspergillaceae.
AUGGAGAAAGUAGAAGAGAAAGUCGAAGCCCUCGUGGACCGUGCUCGGCAUUUGGCCCUGCAUGAGCCACCCAAAGAGACGUACACUCUUGACAGAUUCCACUCGACUGUCGAUGAUCACAUUCAGAAGAUAUACAAGUCUCUUCAAAGAGACGCGCCGACAACGAACUACUUUGUCAGGGAGAUUCAACAUGAUCCUUCUGCGCCAGUUCCUACUGAGGCAGCUGCUGACCAUCUAGCCUCUGUUGAUGCCUUUCGGGAAUACAUGAGGAACGAAACUUCCUGUGCUAUGGGACCAGAGGAAGGAUUGGAUAUUUCAGCCCCUCUGUCGGACUACUUCAUCUCGUCUAGUCACAACACGUACUUGACUGGUAAUCAGUUGUACAGUGAUGCCGCUGCUAGUGCUUAUACAUCUGUCCUUCUACGUGGCUGCAGAUCUGUCGAGAUCGAUGUCUGGGACGGAGAGUUGUCAACCCCAGACUCAAGCGAUGGCGAGAUAAGCAGUGACAGCGACAACAGCAGUGACAGCGACAACAGCAGUGACAGCGACAACAGCAGCGACUCUGAAGAUAAAGGCCAAUCCUUCGGAAGCAAACUGCGCGGAAAAGUCAGCUCAAAGUCUGAUAACCAAGAAAAGCCCACGAAAGAACCCAAGCAAUCGAUUUCUUCGAAAUUGGAGUCAAAACUCAACGGGGUGCUGCGCCGCAAAUCUGUCAAGUCGCCGCAAGCACAGGUGAGCGAGGAGACCGCUACAAGUCAGCUUCCGGUUCGAGGUGAACCUCGUGUGUUACAUGGCCACACUCUCACCAAGGGAGCAACUUUCCGCGAUAUCUGCUAUGCUAUCCGUGAUGGUGCUUUCGUUGCUAGUGAGCUUCCGGUGGUAAUUAGCCUCGAGGUACAUGCCUGUCUGGAGCAGCAGCAGAUGAUGGUUGAUAUCAUGCAGGAGGCAUGGAAGGGGAUGCUCGUUGAAGCACCUCAAGGGGAGGAGAGACUACCGUCGCUCGCUGAUCUCAGACGGAAGAUCCUGAUCAAGACCAAGGGAAUCCCGCUUAAUGGCGAAGAGCCGAAGAAUGAAUCGGAAGAGAAUCUUACUCCGCAAAAGUCGGAGGGCACCUCUGCGUCGCCGCAGCCGAAGCCAUCGAAGCCGUUGAAGAUAUUCGAGGGUCUUGCUAAGAUGGCUGUCUAUACUCGCGCGUAUCAUUUCAGUCAUUUCGAUCAACCGGAGGCCAAAGUACCCGUGCAUGUAUUCUCCCUGUCUGAAAAGGCAGCCCGAGAAGCCCACGUCACCCAUCGCGAUGCCUUAUUCGAACACAACCGAGCAGCAAUGAUGCGUAUCUACCCAUACGCAUUCCGACUGGUGGCACUUAACUGGCAGAAUCUCGACAAGGGCAUGAUGCUGAACCACGGCAUGUUUGUGGGAACCCACGGCUGGAGACUCAAACCGUCAGGCUACAGAAGCAGCGAAGCCUCGAACAAGGUAAUUCCCCGCCACGACGUCACCCUCUCGAUCGAGGUAUACGCAGCACAAGACCUCUCCCUGCCUCAGGGCGACAGCAGCGAAAAGGGAUUCAAGCCCUACGUGAUCUGCCAAUUCCACGUUGAAGAACCACAAGGUGAUGUCGCCCCGGACGCAGACGACGCCAGCUCCGACACAGAGAAGAGCAGCUAUAAGCGCUGCACGAAGAGCUCCUCAGGAAUCAACCCAGACUUUGACGGACAGAAAUUGGACUUCCCGACCGUGACGGGGAUAGUCGAGGAAUUGAGCUUCCUACGGUUCAAGAUCAAGGACGAUGAGAUCGGUCGGGAUCCGUUGGCUGCGUGGGCUUGCAUCCGGCUUGACCGGUUGCGGGAGGGGUAUCGGCUUGUCCAUCUUCAUGAUUGCUCGGGCGAGAAGAAGGGGGGUGUAUUGUUGGUAAAGAUCUCCAAGGUUAUUUCUUAG